This is a messenger RNA of Parus major (Great Tit), 1341 nucleotides long. RefSeq names its product olfactory receptor 52E2-like. The record is from RefSeq and is a predicted model, not a curated record. Lineage: Eukaryota; Metazoa; Chordata; Aves; Passeriformes; Paridae. Gene Ontology annotation, biological process: G protein-coupled receptor signaling pathway. Gene Ontology annotation, molecular function: G protein-coupled receptor activity; olfactory receptor activity. Gene Ontology annotation, cellular component: membrane.
UCUGGGAUUCUGAGUCCCCUGGGAUGUGCUGAUGGCAGCACCAGUUCAAAGCCUGACUGCAAGUACGAGGUUCUGAAAACUUCUCCCCAAAGAAACAGAACAAAGUUCCCUGAUGCCAUGGGCACUGUGGUCACACUGAUGGUGGCCCAGAUCCCUUCCUGUCACUGUCACAGGGAGCUGCAGCAGGGGACAAGGACAUCUGUGCCAUGUCAGUCCCCAACCCACCCAACACCAACCCUCCCUCUUUCCUCCUGACGGGCAUCCCCGACCUGGAAGCCUUCCACAGGUGGAUUUCCAUCCUGUUCUGCAUCAGCUACAUCAUGGCUGUGCUGGGAAACCUCCUGGUGCUCCUGGCCAGAGGCCUGCACGAGCCCAUGUUCUGUUUAUUGGCCAUCAUCGACCUCGUCCUCUCCACUGCCGUCAUUCCCAAGGUGCUGGGCCUGUUCUGGUUGGAUCUGAGGGAGAUUGGCCUCAAGGCCUGUUUCACCCAGAUGUUCUUCACCCACACAUUCGCCACAGUGGACUCAGGGCUGCUCCUGGCCACGUCCUUGGGCCGCUACGUGGCCAUCUGCCACCCGCUGCGGUCCGGCUCCAUCCUGAGCCGCCCGAGGGCCGUGGGGGCAGGACUGGUGUCCCUGGCCAGGGGAGCUGGCAUCAUGAUCCCCCUGGUGUGCCUCCUCAGCAGGGUGAUCCCUCCCUCCGUGCUGGGGCUGGAUGAUCUCUCCCUGCUCCACGGCUCCAGCCCCAGCACGAACACACUGCUGGAGGGGAGUGACUGUGCCUUCAUCACCUCCUCCCUCUGCGGGAUCCUCAGGGCUGUGCUGAGGCUGCUGCCCCACAGCGCUCAGGCCCUCAGGACCUGCUGCUCCCACGUUCUCCUCAUCCUGGCCUUGUACCGAGGCGGGCUCCUCUCCAUGUUCCUGCAGAUGUUCACACCCAGCCUGGCACCUCACGUCCAAGUGCUGGGGGCCAAUUCCUGUCUGAGGGUCCCUCCCAUGCUCAACCCUCUCGUUUAUGGCAUAAAGGUGAAGCAGAUCCAGGAAGGAAUCUGCAAACUGCUGGGGCAGGAGCCAGGAGCUCACAAGCUGCUAAAGGUGGCUCAGAUUCGGAGGCAGAAGAUUUCUCCCAUCCCAGAACAGGUGUGAAGCUGAGGGCAGUGAAUUGUUCCCCAGGAAGGUCCAGCUCUCUCUCCAGAAAGGGAACCUGGACCAGCCGCCUGACGCUGAGAGGCAACAGCCGAAUGACAGGAAACCAGCGGGUGAGGGACGGGGAUCAGGGCAACGGCUCCUUGGGCCAGGGCACUGCUCCCUCCCAAGAUACCGCUUGGAAAUCAUGGAAUUC